Molecule: messenger RNA, 813 nt
Organism: Symbiodinium natans
Lineage: Eukaryota; Dinophyceae; Suessiales; Symbiodiniaceae
Source: the annotation of a GenBank genome assembly
AUGCCGGCACCUUGCCCGUCACGCAUCGCAUCGUAUCUCACCCGACUUGGUGUCCAGGUCACCUACAGGGUGCAGGGAGGACUCCGGCAUGUGGAGCCCGCAUCCAUCGAAGCUGGGCGAGUCACCGUCGAUGGGAAGGCUGUGAAGUCCGGGCAUGUCUUGCGCGACGGCCAGCGCAUCGUCCAUCGUGCGGUGCGUUGUCGAGAGAACCCCGUCCUCGACCGUGGUCCAAUCAAGGUGGUCGCAGAGACGAAGGCGCUGCUCGUCGUGAGCAAGCCAAGCUCGUUGCCGAUCCACCCCUGUGGCAGCUACCGCUUCAACUCCCUGAUCGCUAUCUUGCGAAACCAGGGCACGGUGGAGGCAGAUGCGGCUUUGCACACGACCCACCGUUUGGACCGCCUGACCAGUGGUCUCGUUUUGCUGGCUAAGACCAAGGAGUCAGCUCGAAGAGUGGGAGCCUGGUUUGCUGCCAACCAGAUACGGAAGACGUAUCUGGCUCGUGUGCAGGGUCGUUUCGAGCAGCUCCUCAAAGGAGGCGACCUGCCGGUUGGAGCCACUUGCAAGGAUGGCCGCAUCCACGUCGCAGGCUUCAUCCGCUGCAUCGAUCGCAAGGUCGGCAGGUACGAGUUCUCUGCCGAGGCGCCAAAGGAAGCCGAGAAGGAUUCCAAGGAUGCUGCCACGGAGUUUGAGUUUGUCGGCAUGGCUUCCGAGGAUGAAUCCAUCGGAGGUGAGCAGGUCAUGAGAUACAGUUCAGCACACAAGCGUGCCUCGAUUGCUGCAGUUGGAGAGUGCGAAAAGGCGCCUGAUGUCUGA